Molecule: messenger RNA, 3439 nt
Organism: Gadus macrocephalus (Pacific cod)
Lineage: Eukaryota; Metazoa; Chordata; Actinopteri; Gadiformes; Gadidae
Gene: b4gat1
Product: beta-1,4-glucuronyltransferase 1
Exons: 2
Coding region: 349-1641 (430 amino acids)
Molecular function (GO): glucuronosyltransferase activity
Source: RefSeq, a predicted model, not a curated record
ACUGUCGCAGAAGCAGCAGCAUCACCAUCGAAGAGAGAGAAAAACAACAACCACAGAAUAGGUCGAUGUGGAUGAUGCUUUAGACCACAUAACUGUCCAUUACAAGAUACAAAAGUUACACAACGAUACCGAAUGCUGAGCGAUAAUAAUGACAAAUAUUAGAGCUUAAUCUUCACUACCAACUAAUAAUGUAAGACUUGCUGUGAUCUGCUGCGUUACUCGCAUUAUGGUAGGCUACCGUAUGCAAAAUAAGCGACGAUGAUAUUCCCUGAAUUUCCUGGCAUUUGACUGAUAGCUUGAUUAUUUAAACUUGCUUCAUGUGAUCAUCCGUCUCUUCGUUGCUCUGGAAUGCAUCUCUCCAAGAAAUGCUCCUUCUUCAAAGUGGUGCUCGUUGCCCUUCUCAUCGUGGCGCUCCUGCAGCUCUUCUACCUAUCGUUCUUAUCCAAGUUUCACGGUAAGCAGCAACGCUAUCGUUAUUCCGAGCUUUUCGGAGGAACUGGCAAGAAAAAUGCCCACACCGAAAAAAACUCUAGAAAAGAGCAUAUGCGAUAUUCCCUGUCCACGGGGGGGAUGUUUGACAGCAGUGGGCAGUAUCGUGUGUACAGGAAUCUCAUCAAAAGUGACUUUACAUCGAAUCAAGCGCUUGGUUCAGAAGGCCGGUCAAACGUCCUGACAUUGUGCACGCACACCACCAUCAACAACCUGUAUCACUUGGAAUCCCUCGUUCAAAGGUGGCAAAACCCACUCUCUGUGGCCAUCUUUGCGCACGGGCAAGAUGUCAAGUUCGCCACAGCGCUGGUCUACGCCCUCAGCUUCUUCUGCCCUCAGAUCCAAGCGCUGGUGGACUUCCACUUGGUGUGUCUCUCCGGGGAGUACGCCAGUUUCCCAGAGCACGACCGCGAGCACUUGUCGGGCCUGGAGGACUGCGCCUCGGUGUUCUCGCGCCUCGAGACGCACCGCGACAAGUACAAAAACUACGCCAUCCACGGGAACGUCUCUUACCCCAACAACCUCCUGCGCAACGUGGCCCGCAGCGGCACGGAGGCGUCCUACGUGCUCGUGAUCGACGUCGACAUGGCGCCCAGCACGGACCUCCACCCGCAGUUCCUGGCGAUGAUCGCGCGGCGUCCGCCGGCCGGCGACGAGGUGUUCGUCCUUCCGGCGUUCGAGAUCCGACACGUGCGGAAGCUGCCCGCCUCCAAGCCGGAGCUGGUGCAGCUGUACCAGGUGGGCGAGGUGCGGCCGUUCUAUGAGGAGCUGUGCCCGCGCUGCCAGGCGCCCACCAACUACUCGCAGUGGGUCAACAACCACGCCCGCGACGCGGGGCCGCUGGACGUGGCCUACACGCUGGCCUGGGUGGACCCCUGGGAGCCCUUCUACAUCGGGCCGAGCGCCGUGCCCCUGUACGACGAGGCCUUCAAGCAGUACGGCUUCAACCGCAUCAGCCAGGCCUGUGAGCUCCACGUGGCGGGCUACAGGUUCUCGGUGCUGACGUCAGCCUUCGUGGUGCACCGGGGCUUCAAGGUGCAGGGCGAGUUCCACGCCAAGAAGGACGAGGAGAACAAGCACAACCGGGUGCUCUUCCGCAACUUCAAGGCGGCCCUCAAGACCAAGUACCUGAGCUCCAACCGUCACUGCUAGGGGGAAGGCCAGACGCGUCCUACGUACGGUGUGCGUUUGGGUACAAACUCUGCUCGAUGCAAUGUGAUGUUUUGAGGGUUUUUUUGGUGGGUGAAAGGACUUUAUAGAUUUUUUGAGCGGAUGUAGCACGAAUUGGGUUCUUUGACUUGACCAAUGAGACGACACUCAAAAGGCCAUGUAAUGUGCUGUUUUGUCGGAUCUAUGUAAUUAACUGUGCCGUUUUGGUCACUGUCCGACUUAAAACGCUAAAAAUGACACUCAAAUCCAAAGUAGACACUACAUUGAUACUGACGGGUUGUUUGAGGCCAUUUUGUCGACUAAAAGUGAAACGUUCACUUAAUAAUUUCUUGAUAAGCUAGAAAUAUCCAUUGAUCGGUUUGUUAUCUGCAAUAAUUGAAUUACAGUGCUCUAGGGCAAGACAAAAAAAACCCUCACACACAAGAAGAGGGUAUCUUUGUAUACCUCGGUAUGUUUUGAGCAAUCUGCAGAUAAAACACAUUUUAUAAAAACCUCAAAAACCACAUUGUGGGUCAAUCAUUUAUAUAAUGGAUCCGUCCACUAGGGGGCGGUCAUAUGUUAGACUGGAGGAAGACAGCUAAUCCCACAGAGAGCACUUCUAAACAUAAAGACAUGCUCUGGGAGCAUAGCAUCCCCUGGGGAAGAAAUACUCACUAUUGGAAAUAUGACCUAGAGAUUUUAGGUAACCAUCUUUUUGUACUCCCUGCUUGGAUGUUACAGACCUGGAAAAGCUGGACAAGCUUUGAAAGUUCACUUGAAAAUUGGCUCAAUUUUCAGCUAGUUUCAAGUUUGAGCGGGCCAAGGCCAGUAUAGCAAUGGGCGUUGUGUGUGGGUUCGCCGUGGUGGUGAGCCUGGGUUUACAUACAGAGGAACUCGCUCCCUCGUUACACAAGACCUCAUUUUGCACCAGCUGUUUGGUGAUUCUGAGGAUGCGGAUCACACUGGAACAUAACUGCCAGCACGUUUGAUAAGUGUUGGUGUGAAAAGCCUGGAGGUAGUUUUCUCACUUAGGUCACUUGUAUGCAAACGGUUGGGCAAUGUAGCAAGCCAAAAAUUAAGACGUAUACUACUGAUGUAUAUUUAAAAGAAGAUUUAGAGUGAAUUGUGGCAUUCUGGGACAUUUCAAUUGUCAAGGACUGCUGAGAAUCAAACAUUUCAAACUGUUGUAUUUAAAUGUGUUGGUUUGGACAAAUUACAUAUUAUUUAAAAACCAAAUAUCUUCAACGGUGUUGUUAAAAAAAAUAGAAACAGAGUUGUUAAGUACAGUGGGUUUUAAAACAAUUGUAUCAGGCCGUCCUACAUGUAAUUUGAUUUUAGUUACAUGACCAUAUUUAUAAAAUAUUUGCUUGAAGUUAAAGUGUGAAAACAUGGGUGAGGUUAUGUUAUGUUGUGGUUGGGUUAGAGAAUACAGGUCCUUCUAUGCUUGUUCAUUGUGUUUGCUAUGAUAGAUUUAUAAUGUGAGCAAUGUGAACAAUUUUAUUUCUAACUGGAGAAUGACCUUGUGACUUCAAUUUUUUUCAUUUGCAAAUGAUUAUGAAAAAUUUAGCAAUAUAAUAUUUGGUAUGCAAAAAUAUAAACUGCUAAUGUUUUGUUUUCACUUUGUUUCAACUUCACCCUGGAAUGUUAAAGGGAAAUGAACAUUAUCUUUUUCAUGUUAUAUUCAGCUUUUCUUUGUUCUACUGUUAUGAGUAUUCUUAGUGUUUGAUUUCCUGUGCACACCCUUGAUAAUGCCUGAUUCGUACCGAUUGAAUUUUGAUUAAACAAAAUAACUUUUACGUGA